Juglans regia (Persian walnut) is the source of this 2667-nucleotide messenger RNA. Its product is annotated as vicilin Car i 2.0101. The coding region runs from base 53 to 2422 and encodes 789 amino acids. The transcript is spliced from 6 exons. Lineage: Eukaryota; Viridiplantae; Streptophyta; Magnoliopsida; Fagales; Juglandaceae. The record is from RefSeq and is a predicted model, not a curated record.
AUCCCCGUCUCUGCCAUCAAUACCAUCGAAGGAAGCUAAAACCAGAACUAUCAUGGUGAUCAAAGCCAAGAUUCCUUUGUUCCUGUUCCUUUCAGCUCUUUUCCUCGCCUUAGUAUGCUCGUCUCUCGCUCUCGAGACUGAGGACCUAAGUAAUGAACUCAACCCUCAUCAUGACCCUGAAAGCCAUAGGCGGGAGUUCCAGCAGUGCCAGGAGCGGUGCCAACGUGAAGAGCGUGGACAGAGACAGGCGCAACAGUGUCAGCGGCGCUGCGAGGAGCAAUUGAGGGAGCGUGAAAGGGAAAGAGAGCGUGAGGAGGUUGUCAACCCACGGGACCCACGACAACAAUACGAGCAGUGCCGGGAAACCUGCGAGAAGCAGGACCCUCGACAACAGCCACAAUGCGAGAGAAGAUGCGAGCGGCAAUUUCAAGAACAAGAAGAACGAGAAAGAAGGGAGCGCGGACGCGGCAAAGGCGACGAUGACCAGGAGAAUCCGCGAGACCCACGAGAACAGUAUCGCCAAUGCCAAGAGCACUGCCGGAGGCAAGGUAAAGGACAGCGUCAACAGCAGCAAUGCCAAAGCAGGUGCGAGGAGCGCUUCGAAGAGGAGCAAAGAAGGCAAGAAGAAAGGGAGCGCCGACGUGGCAGAGACGACGAUGACGAGGAGAAUCCGCGUGACCCACGAGAACAGUAUCGCCAAUGCCAGGAGUACUGCCGGAGGCAAGGGCAAGGACAGCGUCAACAGCAGCAAUGCCAAAGCAGGUGCGAGGAGCGGUUAGAAGAGGAGCAAAGAAGUCAAGAAGAAAGGGAGCGCCGACGCGGCAGAGACGUAGACGACCAGAAUCCGCGAGACCCAGAACAGCGGUAUGAGCAGUGUCAGCAACAGUGUGAAAGGCAACGAAGGGGUCAGGAGCAAACACUAUGCCGGAGAAGGUGUGAGCAACGGAGACAACAAGAAGAAAGAGAGCGCCAACGUGGCAGAGACCGACAAGAUCCCCAACAACAGUACCACAGAUGCCAACGCCGAUGCCAGAUACAAGAGCAAAGCCCGGAAAGGCAAAGGCAAUGCCAGCAACGAUGCGAACGACAAUACAAGGAGCAGCAAGGCAGAGAACGGGGACCAGAGGCAAGCCCGCGCAGAGAAAGCAGAGGCCGGGAAGAGGAGCAACAGAGGCACAAUCCCUACUACUUUCACUCCCAGAGCAUUAGGUCGAGACAUGAGUCCGAGGAAGGUGAAGUUAAAUAUCUUGAGAGGUUCACGGAGAGAACCGAGCUCCUUCGUGGCAUUGAGAAUUACCGUGUGGUUAUCUUGGAUGCAAAUCCUAACACCUUCAUGCUCCCACAUCACAAAGAUGCGGAAUCUGUUGCCGUAGUCACAAGAGGAAGGGCGACCCUCACCUUAGUAUCUCAAGAGACAAGAGAGUCGUUCAACCUCGAGUGUGGAGAUGUUAUUAGGGUUCCUGCGGGUGCUACCGUGUAUGUGAUUAACCAAGACAGUAACGAGAGGCUAGAGAUGGUGAAACUCCUCCAGCCCGUCAACAAUCCUGGCCAAUUUAGGGAAUACUAUGCAGCUGGUGCUAAAAGUCCUGAUCAAUCAUAUCUCAGGGUAUUCAGCAAUGAUAUUCUCGUCGCAGCUCUAAAUACCCCGAGGGACAGGUUAGAGAGGUUCUUCGACCAGCAGGAGCAGCGGGAAGGAGUAAUCAUCAGAGCCUCACAAGAGAAGCUCAGGGCAUUGAGCCAACACGCCAUGUCUGCCGGCCAGAGGCCAUGGGGCCGCCGCUCCUCUGGGGGUCCUAUCAGUCUAAAAAGCGAAAGGCCGUCCUACUCGAAUCAGUUUGGGCAGUUCUUCGAGGCUUGCCCCGAGGAGCACAGGCAACUGCAAGAGAUGGAUGUCCUUGUCAAUUACGCCGAAAUCAAACGAGGAGCUAUGAUGGUGCCCCACUACAAUUCUAAAGCCACAGUUGUAGUGUAUGUGGUAGAAGGGACUGGACGCUAUGAAAUGGCCUGCCCACAUGUUUCAAGCCAGAGCUACGAAGGCCAAGGGAGAAGAGAACAAGAGGAGGAAGAGAGCACUGGGCGAUUCCAGAAGGUAACGGCUCGUUUGGCACGUGGAGAUAUAUUUGUAAUCCCGGCAGGGCAUCCGAUUGCGAUAACUGCCUCUCAGAAUGAGAAUCUGCGCUUACUCGGCUUCGGCAUUAAUGGCGAGAACAACCAGAGAAACUUCCUUGCCGGGCAAAACAACAUAAUUAACCAGUUAGAGAGAGAAGCAAAGGAGCUGUCGUUCAACAUGCCACGAGAAGAGAUAGAAGAGAUAUUUGAAAGCCAGAUGGAAUCUUAUUUUGUGCCCACGGAAAGGCAGAGCCGACGUGGCCAAGGGAGAGACCACCCAUUGGCAUCAAUUUUGGACUUCGCUUUCUUCUAAGUAGGCUAGCAAAGUAUGUUCCAAAUUAUCCAUAUCAUGCAAUGCUUUGUUGGUUUUGUUAUGUAAUAAUGUCUUAAUAAUAUAAGAUAGUACUAGAUCAGACGGAUGAGUACUGAGGCGCUGUGUUAAAAGUUUGUAAGCAGCCUUAUGGAGUACUUAAGUACUACUUCUGUAUUCGGAUGAAGUUGUCUAGCUUUUGAUGAUCAGUAUGCAUAAAUAAAACAAAGUUCCAUGUGUUUGCUCAA